Molecule: messenger RNA, 1060 nt
Organism: Halteromyces radiatus
Lineage: Eukaryota; Fungi; Mucoromycota; Mucoromycetes; Mucorales; Cunninghamellaceae
Exons: 7
Coding region: 78-860 (260 amino acids)
Biological process (GO): maturation of SSU-rRNA from tricistronic rRNA transcript (SSU-rRNA, 5.8S rRNA, LSU-rRNA)
Cellular component (GO): nucleolus
Source: RefSeq, a predicted model, not a curated record
UUUUUUUUUUUUUUUUCUUAUACGCAGUGGCUGGGAUCUUUUCUUUUUCUCUUUUCUUCAUUCUUUUCUUUGCUGACAUGACAUCUUUAGCAAGUCUUAUUAGCAAUGUCAAAACCAACACUGCAAAUAAUUCUCUUCUUCAAAAAAACAUGACCAUUAGUCGAAAAAGAGCCAACAAAGAGGAAGUUACUAGUCAAACUAAAAAGCCAAAGUUAUCAACAUCAUCUACUUCAAAUAAUGCAACCACGAAAAAAGCAACCAAGACUAACAAAGAUCCCAAGGUAGUUGUAUUCGAUGGGUCUUCAUUAACCAAACGACCAACUCUAGAAAGCAAGGCUGCCAAGAAAGCAUUCCUGGCUGGAAAAGCAAACAUCAGCGAUCUAAACACAACCACUUCGGAUACUGUGACUAAAGAAGAUGUGGAAGAUGACAUUGAAAACAACAAAAAGGACAAGGAAUUACAAGAAUUAUUAGCCACUUCGAAAUUAUUAGAAGAAUACCAAAUGGAAGAAAUGACUAGUAAGGAAAGGCGGAAACACAUGCUUGGCAAGUUGGAUACCCUGGGAUUGAAGCCUGCAAGUAGCGAAAAACGAUCCUUGUCGAUGUAUAUUGGAAUGGAAAGCAAGAAGAAGGAACGACAACAACAAAAGUUACAAGAAGCCAAGGAUACAGGAUUAUACGACAAAUCAUUAAAACAUUUGUAUGUGUCAACCAAGAAAAAGGAAAGAAAACGAGAUCCUGGUAUCACUAAUGGUAUUGGACGAAUGAAAGGUGCUGUACUCACUAUCAGUAAACAAGAAUUGGGACGUAUUCAAAGGCAAGGAACAAAACCUAGGGCAGGUGGCAAGAAACGAAAGUAGAAGAUCUUUUUUUUUUUUGGUUAUCUUUCCUGCAUACAUUUUCAUAUAUACAUUGUACUUUUUAGCAUUAAACCUAUUUUAUUCAACCAUUUGUCAUCAUUCCCAAUAGUGAAUCAUAGUAUAAUUAUUUUUAUGAAAUAAAACAAGAUGUAUCCGAUAUAUGAAUAUACAUAAAAUAGUUGCACAGUGUCUUUUUUUUU